Ficedula albicollis (Collared flycatcher) is the source of this 2775-nucleotide messenger RNA. It is a transcript of the gene VWA1, whose product is annotated as von Willebrand factor A domain containing 1. The transcript is spliced from 7 exons. Gene Ontology annotation, molecular function: protein binding. Bases 350 to 1858 code for a protein of 502 amino acids. NCBI's taxonomy places the organism in Eukaryota, Metazoa, Chordata, Aves, Passeriformes, Muscicapidae. The record is from RefSeq and is a predicted model, not a curated record.
CUCUGGUUACUGGCCCGCUGCCAGUGCCUCUCAGGGCCAAAGUUUUAUCUAUAGGGAUAUAUUUUUCAAGCCAGCUGCUCACACAGAGAGAAUCCCCGCUGCUGGGGCGAGCUCGGCCGGAGCUGCUCGUCGGGCUCCCGCUGUCAGGAUGGAUUUAUGGCUUUAAAAGGAGUCAGGAGGGGGGAGGAAGGAGAAUUAGGAUUGCCUGCAGGAGCCGGAGCUCGCAGCACAACUCCCGGGGAUCUCCAGGAUGGCAGCGGGACCAUGAGUGACCCCAGGCUCUGGAUCUGCCUUCACAGAGCCCAGCCCGUGGAUUUGAGCUGCUUUAAACCCAGCACCAGGCUUUGCUAUGUUGGCCAAGGCGGUGCUUUCCCUCGGGCUGUGGCUGCGGCUCGCUGCGGGACAGGACACACCUGAGCCAGGCCCCCAGCCAUCCAUCUCCAACACCAAGGGCGACCUCCUCUUCCUGCUGGACAGCUCUGCCAGCGUCUCCCACUAUGAGUUCUCCAGGGUCAAGGAGUUCAUGUGGGACCUUUUACACCCUUUCACCUUUGGCCCUGGGGACAUCCAGACCAGCAUCAUCCACAUCAGCACCACCCCCACCAUGGAGUUCCCGUUUGACCAGUACCAGACCAGUGGCACCCUCAGAGAAGCCAUCAGGGCCACGCGGCAGCUGAUGGGCGACACCAACACGGGCAGGGCUCUGUCCUUGGCCAAGGAAAAGCUGCUCAGCAGCCAGGCCGGGGCCAGGCCGGGCGUGCCCAAGGUGCUGGUGUGGGUGACCGACGGCUUCUCCAGCGACGACAUCUCGGAGCCCACGCGGCUGCUGAAGGACGCGGGCGUCACCGUCUUCAUCGUCAGCACCGGCCGCGGCAGCUUCCUGCAGCUCUCGGCGGCCGCCAGCGCCCCGGCGGACACGCACCUGCACUUCGUGGACGUGGACGACCUGCCCAUCAUCACCCCGCAGCUCAGGGCUGCCAUCCUAGAUGUGCUCCAGGCCAGCCGGCUCCACGCCACCGAUGUCACCUCCAGCAGCUUCCGCCUGCUGUGGCCCAAGCUCCUGUCCCAGGAAACUGGCUACUACAGCCUGGAAUAUGGCCCAAGAGCCGACCCAGCAGGGAAGAGGACACAGCAGGUGUCUGGGGCUCUCACCAGCCUCGUGCUCAGCGACCUCACCCCAGAAACCACCUACGAGGUGGCUCUGAUUCCUGAGUCCAACGUGCACUACUUCCCCCCCCAGAGCACCAGGGUCACCACACUGGCAGAGGAAAUCAGCCCAGUUCAGGUGCUCAUCUCGGACUCCGGGCCUCGCAGCUUCCACGUCAGCUGGGCUCCUGUGCUGGACAGCGUGGCCAGCUACCAGGUGCUCUACGGGCCACUGCCAGGGAACUCAGUGCAGGUGCUGCAGGUGGAUGGGAGGCACAACAGCACCCUGGUGGAGCAGCUGGCUCCCAACACCACCUACCUGGUGACAGUGACGGCCGUCUACAGAUCUGGCAAGGAGAGAUCCCUGUCAGCCAAGGCCUGCACCCAGGAGGAGGGCUCCCAGGUGCCUCACCUGCGUUUCGAGGCCAUGGGUCCCAGCACGCUGCGAGCCUCGUGGGACGCCGCCCCCGGGGCCGUGCGGGGUUACCGGCUGCGCUGCCGGCGGCGCGGGGGCCGCUCCUCGGCGCUCAGCGUGCCCCCGCAGGUGCGCAGCGUGCUGCUGGGAGAGCUGCCCCCGGGCUCCUCCGGCAGGGUCUGCGUGCAGCCCGUCUACAGCGGCCAGCCCGGCCGGAGCCUCUGCCGCACCGUGCACCGGCCGCCAGGUACAGAGGCUCAAGGAUACAGGCACACAGAGAGUGACAGACUGCAGUGAGCUGAUUCCCAGCACAGCAAGGGAUCUUGCUUGGACAAAGACUUGGACCAAAAGGAGGAGCCAAGGGAGGAAAGCACCUCCUCUCCCAGCCAGUGCUGUCCCUUGAGGUGUCCUGCUUGUCCAGCCCAAAUCCUGUCCCCUGCCAAGUUCUCCCAGAGCUGAGAGGCUUGGCCUGGCUGCAUGGAACAACCAAUCUGACUAAAAGAUGCCAAAUCUGUACCCAUUUCAUAUAAACACGCCUGACAAAUAACAAACCCAAGGCAAAGUGAUGGAUCCUCACUAUUGCUUGCUUGCUGCCUGUUCUCUAUUUAUUAAAGGUCGAUGCAGAUUUAUUUUUGCAGCUUAUGAGCACAUCCAGGACUGUUUAGUGCCCUGGCUGCUCAUCCAGGGUUCUCACAGAAAGAUUCCACGUGGCCAGAUCCAUUCCUGCUGCCAACAGCCAGGGAACCUGGAGUGGGAGAGAGCAGGAAACCCAAAAUCCUGGGGAUGUGCUCUCAGCCCUCAGCUGAGCUCAAGGAGCAGCUGAGAGCCCAGAAAAACCAGACAAGACCAUCUAAAGCACUUAUUUUUGUUCUUAUUCUGUGGUCCUGCCUGCAUUGCUCUGGCGUUCCUGCAAUCCCUUUUCACCACAUGGGAGUCCUGCUGUCCUCAUGGAGAUUAAUUAGCCUGUUCUGUAACUAAUUACAGGCAAUAAGUCUCCAGCACUAUCAUUCCUCUGCACUCUGAACACACACAGCACAUCUCUGGUGUUUGUCUUGGGCUUCCACCCAGUGCUGAGCUUGAGCUCCACUUAAAAAUCAGAGGUUUUAAGGGAGAAGAGUAAAUCUGAUUAUUUUCCUUUUGGCCCCAGGCUUGAACUUGCUGUCUCUAAGCCACUCUGGAAUGGGGAGCUGAAGAAAAAAAAAAAAAAAAAAAAA